UCUAUCGGUCGAGCGGGGACACUGGUUCGCACGUGUUGCGAUUUGCGUUCUUUGAGUAUUUCUCUUUCUUUAAAGCAUUUCUCGCGUGGAUCAUGGGCAAAUUCCGAUCGAAGCUAAAGCGCAAUGGCAAGGGAAAGAUAUGGAGCAAGGGCCAGUCGGCCACCUCCAAUCCCACCCAGAUGAAGCACCGCAUGAAGGCCAAAUCGCGUUUCUUUCAGCCCAAUUUAAGUUUGGCUGUCGCCAAGCCCACCGGCCUCACCAUGGAGGCGGUCCACAAGCAUGAGCAGAGUCAGGCCUUUAAUGCGGAAAGCACAACAGUCAGCGAUGUGGCCGGCAGUUUGAAAAAUUUCAAACUGAAUGACGAUGAUGACGGAAUGUCCGGUUCCGGCACCGCUCUCACCGGCACCGCACCCACUGGCACCUUCAAGACCUUUCAGACCUUCGCCUCCAACUACAGCGGCUGCAGCAACACAAGCUUCCGGAAACUGGUCACCAGCUUCCGGGCCUCGUCCGCUCUUCACAAGGAGAUGCUGGCCAUUCUAAGCGCCCUCACCGAAAUCAUCCGCGAGAACGGCGGUGACGAGUCGUCCACAGAGUAUUUCCUGCUGCUCAUGGAGCAGAUCGAGGCCGCCACCGAGGAGCGAGAUAUUGUGGCCGGCGUAACACUGCUUGCCAUGGGCAUUAAGUCGGUGCCGGCUCCGGUUCUCAGGAAGCGAUUCGCCCAGACCGCUGAUACCAUGCAGAAACUGCUCCAGCGCUUCAUGGAGGCCACUAACCAUUCGGUCAUCCGACAUAUAAUCGGCUGCCUUUCUGUCGUCCUGCGCGCCCAGGAUUACGCGACAUGGACAUACAGCUCCACGAUUCAAUACUUUGACGCCAUUCUGGCGUUCAGCAUUCACUCACAGCCGAAGAUCCGCAAGGGAGCCCAGCAUGCAAUUGCCUUAAUUAUUCACGGCAGCAGUUUCAUGCUGCCGGCUAUCAAGUCUGAUGACGAUGAAAAGGAUGAUGAGGUUGAGCAGCCAAAGGUUAAGCACCAUCCGGCUAGCAGUCGCGUGGCCAAGUUCUGUUUGGCUCAGUUCAAGCCGGAGGUACUGGCCAAUGCACAGACGACAGUGCUGCACACUUUGGAGCUUCUCAAGGACACGCUAUACGGUUUCAAGACGGAGGACAUACGCACUGUUUGCGAGCAUCUGCUCUCCAUUAUGACGGCGGCCAACGUGCUGGUUAGGACGAACUGUUUCCAGACAAUCUACGCCCUUUUCUACAAGAAAAGCCCCAAUUUAAAUGCCUCACUCUGCGCCAAACUGCUGGCAGCGAUACACGAGUACCGUCCAGACAAGAGCGACAUCCGGCAGACGAUCGCCUGGGUGACGGUCUUAAAGGAGGGCCACCUCCAUUUGGCGACCAUGCAGCUGGAUCUUUGCAUGCAGACCUUGCCACGUCUGAUUGAUGUUUGCACCACGGAUCUUUGGCUCUCGGACCAAACGGAGCUGGUUGCCGGUGUCUCAAAUUGUAUCAAGGAGCUGCUGCAAGACUGUGUUUCACGCGCUUGUGCUACGGCGGAGGAUGCACAGCGCAACAAGCAAUAUGUGGCCAGGAUAAUCGCUUCACUGCACAAGAUGCUAAAUGCUCCAUUCGGAGAGAUCUCCAGAUUCGUGAUUCUCAUCUUCUCGUUCGUCUUUGAGGCCUGUGGACCGCGAUUCGGUUCGGAACUCACACCCCCGCUGCUGACAAUCAGCAAGCGCUACGACACCCAGAGCCCACAUCGUCUGCAGAUCGAGCACACUUUGAUCAGUGCCAUCAAGGCUUUGGGACCCGAACUGGUACUUACAGCUAUACCGCUUGCCGAUGGCAAGGGCGUCAUGCAGCUGGAGCGAUCCUGGCUGCUGCCCCUCCUCCGUGAGGGAGCCAACGGUGCCAGUCUGCAGUUCUUCAAGGAGAAGAUUGUCCCACUGGCCCUGGACUGCCAACAGAAGUGGAGGGAGUUCGCCGAGGCGAAGAACAAUUCUUCGUCUCACAUUUACGAGCUAUUGUGCUGUCAGUUGUGGGGCUUGUUCCCUGGCUUCUGUCGUCAGCCGAGGGAUCCUGAGUACUUGCGGCACCUGGCUCGCACUUUGGGUUCGGCUUUGGAAAAGAACCCGGAAUUUAGGCCUCCCAUUUACGAUGGUCUGAUGGAGCUGCUCGGUGAAAACCAAAGUGCCGAAUGCCAUCAGGCAAUUGGCCUGUAUGCCAAGAACUUUUUGCCUCGCCUCUUCUAUAUCUAUACACAGAAACCGAAUGGAACCUACGAGGCCGAUCAGCGCAAGCGUGUCCUGGAAGUCAUUCGUUUGUAUAUUGCCCGGGCGCCGGCUGAUGUUCAACUGGAGCUCUUUGAGAACGCCCAAGCCCAAUUGGCUGCCAGUGCCUUGGCCAGUUUUGAAUACGACGCUUUCUUUGACAUUAAUGCUGCCAUAGUGCGCGUGCAAAAAUGCAAGGGAAUCAAAGCAUAUUUCGAUAAGUACAUGGCUCCCAUUCUGAGGAACGAUAAAUCGAAAUUGGUCGCCAGAGAUGAGCAGAAGCUGAAGAAGCAGCAAAGGAAGACCUACGAACUACUUCGCGAACUGAUGACCUCGGAGCUGCCAUCGUGCCAGAAGUUUACCCGCAAGAACAGCAUUGCCCUGCAGCAAAUCCUUCUCGAUUCAUUUAGCACCCGCUGCACCGUUUGCCAGGCAUCGCGUUUGCACUGCCUGAAGUCCCUGAUAGACAGCCACAGCAAUCUGUCGUACAACGACCAACUUGUGAUGAAGGCCAUUCCGGAGGCAGUGCUCAACUAUAGGGAAUUCUCCAAUAAAAAGGAAUCGGUGGCCGAGCAGCUAAUCAAAUCCAUUACACAACUUUAUCAGGAUGCCGGCAAGAUUAACGACUUUGUUGAUAUCCUGACGGCAGGAUUUAAUGGCGAUGAAAUGCUGGUGACGAACACAAUUUUGGCCUUUAGGGCUGUGCUCAAGCAGCAGGGUGAACACUUGACAGUGGCCACUCUGGAAUUUGUCCUGCAGCAAGUCUCUGUUUUCCUCGUUCAGAAGUCACGCAAGCAAGCGGAGGCAGCCGUUGUCUUUCUGAUUACAUUCAUCAAAGUGAUGCCCAUACCACUGGUGGCCAAUCACCUGGAGGCAAUUAUGCGCUCCUUGUCGGCCAUGACCAAGGAUACGAAGCGAUACUGCCGCCUCCAGAUCGGUUAUUUGCUUAAGAAGCUCUGCAUUCGCUUUAGCCCCGGCGAGCUGGCCAGCUUCGUUCCCGGCGAUGACAAUGUGAUCCAUCGCCGACUCAAGGUGAUCCGCAAGCAAACGCGCAGGGACUUGCGCCAGAAACAGAGCAUGGAAGCGCAGGAGGAUAGCUCCGAUGAUGAGCUGGUCAGCGGUCUGAGGGAAAAUUACGCAAAUAACUACAAAAAUCUCGUCCACAGCAUUGAUGAUAUGCUAGCUGACUCCGAUUCGGAUCUGUCCGAGGACAUGGACACUAACGAUGAGGGCGCAGCAGCAGCCGCAGCUAGAAUCGAUCGUAGAAAGAAAUCUAAGCAACAGAAGAGCACCUUCAUUCGCGAGGAUCCCGAUGAGAUAGUCGAUUUGGCUGAUCUCAAGUCCAUUGGCAGUGUGCUAACCAGUGGCUCCGCUCAAACGGCCACCACUGCCAAGAGCCUAAAGACGAAAGCUCAGCUGCCGAACGGUGGCUUCAAGACUGCCGACGAUGGACGCCUGAUCAUCAGCGAAAAGGCACUUCGUGGCCAGGGAGGAAACGAUGAGUCCGAUUCCGACUCGGAAACCGAUGCACCCAUGGCCAAGCCACCCAAGGUUAAGCGUGGCAUGGAAGACGAUUCGAGCGACGAAGAUGAACAGCAGCGGAAGCUAGUAACCAAGCGGGUACGCAAGGGUGACGAUGCGAUGAGCAUGAAAUCGGGCAAAACCACUGCCAGUAGUCGCUACACUGCCGGUGGCAAGGGCAUCCAUCGACAGCUGGCAGCUGGAAACUCGGAUGCCAUGUCCGUGAAGUCUGGCAAAUCCACCAGCCGCCCAGCGGGCACUGAGUACAGCAGCAAGAAGGCCAAGGGCGAUAUGAAGAAGAAAGGACAACUGGAUCCAUAUGCGUACAUCCCACUCACUAGGAAUACCCUGAACAAGAGAAAACGUUCAAUGAACUCGCGAAAAUUCAAGAGCGUUUUGCGAGGAGCUGGCGCUGAAAAUGGAGGAGGCGGCGGUGGCCGUGUGUCCAAGAAAUACAAGUAGGGCAGACGAUUAAGCCAACUGACUAACAGGCUCGUAAAGCUAUAGAGAUAUAGAGAUGUAUAAUAACACCGGGAUAGUGCGGUCUGUUGAUAAGGAAGCUAAGACGUUGAUGAUUAUUUCCCCCUGUUACUUUGCUUAAAUAUAUAAAUAUAACUUAAUAUAUAUGAACAUGUGGAGACGUUGUAAAUGCCGCAGAUAAAGAAAAACAGAAACAGAAUAGUUAUGUAUUUAAAGUAAACUUAUUUUUUUUUUUUUGUUUUUUGAUCUGCAAAGACUUUGAAUAAAGAAUUUUGAAAGCAAAA
This is a messenger RNA of Drosophila mauritiana, 4561 nucleotides long. RefSeq names its product RRP12-like protein. The record is from RefSeq and is a predicted model, not a curated record. The transcript is spliced from 10 exons. Bases 93 to 4259 code for a protein of 1388 amino acids. Lineage: Eukaryota; Metazoa; Arthropoda; Insecta; Diptera; Drosophilidae.